Molecule: messenger RNA, 804 nt
Organism: Blepharisma stoltei
Lineage: Eukaryota; Ciliophora; Heterotrichea; Heterotrichida; Blepharismidae
Source: the annotation of a GenBank genome assembly
AUGGGAAGUGUAUGUGGAUCAGGUAAGCGACAAUCAUCAUCAACAAUUAAGCCGAAAGAAAAAGCAUCUGACACGCACGAAAGAGUAACGUUCAUCUCUGCUAAUAACACCGAGUUAUCAGACCUCCAGUCUUACUUUAUCGCCCAGCAAGGCAUGAACCGAAAAAUCAAAACUUUAUACGAAGCUGUUUUCGCCCAUGAGGAUCAGCAGAUUUUUACUAUUGACUUGAAAUUUAUUGACCUCUGCACCAAUCAUUCGCAUCUGGCCACAAUUCUCCCGUCUUUUUCUAACCUUAAUAGUCUGAAUCUAUGAAAGGCUAGGCUGGGAGCUGAAGGAAUUAAAGAUCUUGCAAAGCCAAUUCAAAGUUUGAGCAAGCUGAAGUAUUUAUCUUUAGCUGAUAAUAAUCUGGGCUCUGAUGGAAUUCAUCACCUUUGCACAGCAUUUGCUAAGCUUGAAUCAUUGCAAACAUUAGAACUCCAUAUUAAUGGUAUCGGACCUCAAGGCGCAGAAAUUUUAGCCAAGGACCUUCCAAAGUUGCAAAAACUCAACACAAUCAGCCUAACUGAAAACGAAAUCGGCCCCGAGAAGAUCAAAUUUUUGAUUGCUGCAUUUGUUGCCAUGCCGAACUUGCAAACCAUUUUCUUAUCACAGAAUGCAAUUGGAGAUGCAGGUGCAAAACACUUUUUAGACAAUAUCGAGAAAUUGCAGCACAUCAAGACACUUAGUUUAGAAGGAAACGAUAUUUCUGGGGAUAUGAUUGAGGACCUAGUGGAGGAAUCUCCAAGUAUAAACUUUAAGUUUUAG